Molecule: messenger RNA, 2397 nt
Organism: Epithele typhae
Lineage: Eukaryota; Fungi; Basidiomycota; Agaricomycetes; Polyporales; Epitheliaceae
Product: WD40 repeat-like protein
Exons: 7
Coding region: 1-2397 (798 amino acids)
Biological process (GO): nucleosome assembly; DNA replication-dependent chromatin assembly
Cellular component (GO): nucleus; CAF-1 complex
Molecular function (GO): protein binding
Source: RefSeq, a predicted model, not a curated record
AUGCGCGUCCGCACCCUCGAGAUCCGUUGGCACGACUCCAAGCCCAUCUCCACCUGCGACUUCCAGCCGGUGCCCUUCAAGAAGGCGCGCCCUACCGCCGACAAGCUCUUCCCUUCCCAAGCCUACCGUCUCGCGACCGGCGGCGAGGACAACCAUGUCCGCCUGUGGAUGGUGCACCCGAACAUCCUCCCCCCGUCGCUCGUCGAGGGCGCGGGGGACGCCCCGCCCGCCCCGCGCCCACCGCGCGUCGAGUACCUCGCGACACUCAGCCGGCAUUCGGCCGCGGUGAACGUCGUGCGUUUCAGUCCGAACGGAGACAUGAUCGCGUCCGCUGGGGACGACGGGAUGAUCAUUGUAUGGGCGCCGACGAACAGCCCGCACGCGAGCAGCUACGGGAGCGACCUCACGCCGGAGGACAUGCAGCACGAGAAGGAGCACUGGAAGCCACGGACGACCUUCCGGUGCACGACCAUGCAGGUGUACGACCUGGCGUGGAGCCCUUCGGGCGAGUACAUCAUCGCUGGGAGCACGGACAACUGCGCUCGGAUCUUCUCGUCUAGUGACGGGAAAUGCCUCCAUGAAGUCGCGGAACACAACCACUACGUUCAGGGGGUCGCGUGGGACCCCUUGAACGAAUACAUCGCCACCCAGAGCAGCGAUCGUUCAAUGCACAUCUACAGCAUCUCGACCAAGUCGGGCUCUCUCGAAGUCCACGCUGUCGGCAAGAACACACGCAUGCCCUACCGGCACAGCCGCACACCAAGUACCCACUCUCGCACCCGCGGUUUCCGCCGCGAGUCUACGGCGAGCGAAACAGAGUCGGUUAUCACUAGCGUCAGCGAACGGCUGAAUGAGGAAGUCGUCGCCUCUAGCAGUACAAGCAACACCAAAGACCCAUUUCAACAGAGCAUGCUGCUCACCCCAACUGCGUCUGUCGCAAGCACACCCUCAGUCCAGACCAUGUUCCCGCCCCCUUACGAAGGCAGAACCUCGUCACGACGGUCAUCGUUCAGCGGUUCCAACGCGCCUAGCUCCCCGGCCAAUCGUAGCCGCUACGGUCGUUCGCCAUCACCGAUGCCCGCACUUCCCGCUAUCCGGAUGGCGCCCUCGACGACCGCAUGGGCGUCCGUCAAGCUCUACGGGGACGAGAGCUUCACCAACUUCUUCCGCCGACUCACGUUCAGUCCCGACGGCGGUCUGCUCCUGACCCCAGCCGGACAGUUCGAAGACCCGUCGGUUGUUCCCAAGCCGGGCGUUGAGCAGACCAGGGGGCGGAAGGGCAAUCCGAGCGCGGGCGAAGUCAAGGAGGGCUCCUCGUCCUCUGUCUACAUUUACUCGCGCGCGAACUUCGCCCGCCCGCCCAUCGGGCAACUGCCUGGGCACAAGAAGGCCAGCGUCGCGGUACGCUUCUCCCCGAUCCUGUACGAGCUCCGCCCCGGCGUUUGGGCAUCGGAGGCCGACACGAAGAGCAUUGCACUCGAACGCGACCCGGAGACGAUGAUUGAUGUCGAAGUCGACAUCGGCGUCGCGCCCCGGCCUGUGUCGGGCGGCGCGCACCUCCACCCGCACCACCCGCACCAUGGCCAAGCGCACGACCGGACCCCGCACGCGACGCCGACGAAGGCGGGUGGGAUCGCCGCGCCCUCGCCGCGCAUCGCAAUCCCUACAGGCUACGCCGCGGCGGCGAUGGCAAUGCCGUCCCCCGCGCUCUCGGCCGCGGACUCGCUGCGGCCGCCGACGCCGAUGGGGAGCAAGCCGGGCACGCCCGCGCCGCCAAUGACGCCUACGGCGCCCGCGAGCGUGUUCGCGCUCCCGUACCGGAUGCUCUACGCGGUCGCGACGAUGGACACCGUCAUGAUCUACGACACGCAGCAGAGCGGGCCGGUCUGCCUGCUCACGAAGCUGCACUACGACGAGUUCACGGACAUGUCGUGGUCGCCCGACGGCCAGUGCCUCAUCCUCGCCUCGCGCGACGGCUACUGCACCCUCGUCGUCUUCGACGAGCUCCUCCCCCCGCACCACACGCAGCAGCACACGCUCCAGCUCCAGACGAUCGCCCACCACCACGCGCUCCCGCUCUCGUCCUCGGCGCCCUCCGCUGCGGCCUCCGUCGCGUCCACGCCCGCGACGCACGCCGUCGCCCUGCCGUCGCCCGUCGCGCUCGUCCCCGCGAAGCGCCCCGCCGCCGCGGAGCCCCCGCUGACGCCCGCGGCGAGCGUGGACGAGAACGUCGCGCGCGCGUGGGACGAGCCCGCGUCGGUGCUGCCGCAGCUCGGGGGCGGGAGCGCGGGGAAGGAGAAGGAGAAGGAGAAGGCGCGGGAGGCGGACGAGGCGCAGGAGCCUCCGAAGAAAAGGCGGCGCGCGGCACUCACGCGAGUGGGCGACGUCGGGUCGUGA